This is a messenger RNA of Zonotrichia albicollis (white-throated sparrow), 1758 nucleotides long. The record is from RefSeq and is a predicted model, not a curated record. Lineage: Eukaryota; Metazoa; Chordata; Aves; Passeriformes; Passerellidae.
CGGUGGAGGAGCGUGUCAUCAGCGAGGAGUACAAGAUCUGGAAGAAAAACAGCCCCUUCUUGUACGACCUGGUGCUGACACACGCCCUGGAGUGGCCCAGCCUCACGGUGCAGUGGCUGCCUGAGCUCACCAGGCCAGAAGGAAAGGAUUAUGCUCUGCACUGGCUGCUUUUGGGAACACACACGUCUGAUGAACAGAAUCACCUGGUUGUUGCCAGAGUCCAGAUUCCCAACAAUUAUCAGUUUGAUUCUUUGAAGUCUGGCAGUGAGAAAGGAGAACUUGGUGGCUUUGGAUCUGUGACUGGCAAAGUUGAGAUGGAGAUUAAAAUUAACCACGAGGGUGAAGUGAACCGUGCCUGUUACAUGCUGCAGAAUCUCAGCAUCGUCGCGACAAAAACACCCUCUGCUGAUGUGCUGGUGUUUGACUGCACUAAACAUCCUUCAAAACCAGACCCAAGUGGAGAGUGUAAUCCUGAACUUAGAUUAAGAGGACACCAGAAGGAAGGCUAUGGCUUAUCAUGGAACUCCAGUUUGAGUGGACAUCUUCUCAGUGCAUCAGAUGAUCAUACAGUGUGUUUAUGGGAUGUAAAUGCUGGACCCAAAGAGGACAAGAUUGUUGAUGCCAGAGCCAUCUUCACUGGGCACUCUGCAGUAGUGGAAGACGUGGCAUGGCACCUGCUCCGUGAGUCUCUCUUUGGAUCUGUGGCAGAUGAUCAGAAGCUUACGAUCUGGGACACAAGAUCUAAUGCCACAUCCAAGCUGAGUCACUCAGUAGAUGCUCACACAGCCGAGGUCAACUGCCUGUCCUUCAAUCCCUACAGCGAGUUCAUUCUGGCAACUGGCUCUGCUGACAAGACGGUGGCUCUGUGGGAUCUUCGAAACUUAAAGCUGAAACUCCAUUCUUUUGAGUCUCAUAAGGAUGAGAUUUUUCAGGUUUACUGGUCUCCUCAGAAUGAAACCAUUCUUGCUUCAAGUGGCACCGAUCGUCUCCUGAACAUGUGGGAUCUGAGUAAAAUUGGAGAAGAGCAGUCAGCAGAGGAUGCAGAAGAUGGGCCUCCUGAGCUGCUGUUUAUUCAUGGAGGACACACUGCCAAAAUUUCAGACUUCAGUUGGAAUCCUAAUGAGCCUUGGGUAAUCUGUUCUGUAUCAGAGGACAACAUAAUGCAGAUAUGGCAGAUGGCAGAAAACAUUUACAGUGAUGAAGAACCAGAUAUAACAGCAGCUGAACUGGAAGCUCAAGGAAUGUAACUUUUCUUCUUUAAGGAACUAGAGGGAAUGACAUAGUAAUGUAAUUUGAGUACUGUAUACGUAAAAUAAAGACCUGAAAAAAACACAGACAACCAAAUACCAAACCAAAGAACCCCAGAAUCACUGGGCAGAAGCCUUGCAUCAAAACAGGAAUACUCCUAAUUGGAUUAAGCAAAAAGCUUGUAUAAUCAAAUUGUCAUGGGAUACUCUUGGUUCUGUGGGCACUUUGAGCUGUUGUAUACUGUACAGCAGUUAGCUUUAGAGAAACUAACAAUGACUUAAUACCCAUGUCUAUAUUUUUAAAUAAACUUUGUGUGUUCUGUAAAUAAAAUGGUGAAAUCCUCACUUUUCACACAUAGAAACUGUAUAAAAAACGCCUUUUCUAUUAAUAUGCAAAAAGAGCUUUUCACUUUCCCACACCACUUUUGGAUUGGUUUUGCAUAAGUAAAAUCUAUUAAAAAAAGUGUUUGGUGUAUUUAAUGUCCACUGGCAUAAGGUGAAUGCCUUCUUG